UUGAUUGUGUUGAUUUGAAAAUGAGGAAAUUUCUGUCCUUUAAAUUUAUUCUUCUCAUAUCUCUGCUAGUUCAAUCUGAGAAGUUGCAAGUAAGUGUCUAUUAUGAAGCUCUUUGUGUCGAUUCUGUAUAUUUCUUCACAAGACAAUUAAUACCAACCUACAAUGAGUAUGGUGACAAGAUGGAUCUUAAAUUAAUCCCAUAUGGUAAAGCGAGUCAUUACUGGAACAAAGACGAGAACAAGUACGAGUUCUUGUGCCAACACGGUCCAAAUGAAUGUCUCUUAAAUAAAAUUCAUGCCUGUGCUUUAGACGUUUUGCCCUUCCAAUCAUCCUUAACAUUUAUCAAUUGUCUAAUGGGAAAAUUCCAUGAGGAUAUGGAUGAAACAAUCCGUCAUUGCUCGCCGUCGGAUGUCACGGAACUUGAAAAAUGUAUGAAAACUCGCAAAGAUGAGCUUUUAGCUGGACAUGGAAAUGCCACUAUGAAGAUUGGAUUAACUUUUGUUCCCACAAUUGUUCCUCAGAAUGACACUUGUUACAAAAGACGUGACAGCCUAUACAGCAACUUCCGACAAGCUUUCCGGGACGAAUAUGCAGCUAAAUUUCAGAAGUAUCCUGAUGAUGAAGAACUCAAUGAGAUUCAGAAAACCAAGGUCAGUAAUUUGUGUGAGCCAGUCAUACCACAUUAGAUCUUUCAUUCGUUUGGACAAGUCUAAAUUAAUUUUAUCAAUACAAAUGUGCUGAAUUGUUUUCUAUCUUAAGUAUAAAGAAUUUUAUAUUGAA
Messenger RNA from Phlebotomus papatasi, 780 nucleotides. Its product is annotated as GILT-like protein 3. Gene Ontology annotation, molecular function: oxidoreductase activity, acting on a sulfur group of donors, disulfide as acceptor. NCBI's taxonomy places the organism in Eukaryota, Metazoa, Arthropoda, Insecta, Diptera, Psychodidae. The transcript is spliced from 4 exons. Bases 21 to 686 code for a protein of 221 amino acids. The record is from RefSeq and is a predicted model, not a curated record.